This is a messenger RNA of Saprolegnia diclina VS20, 3948 nucleotides long. RefSeq lists its product as hypothetical. The transcript is spliced from 16 exons. The coding region runs from base 1 to 3948 and encodes 1315 amino acids. NCBI's taxonomy places the organism in Eukaryota, Oomycota, Saprolegniomycetes, Saprolegniales, Saprolegniaceae. Gene Ontology annotation, molecular function: monoatomic ion channel activity; protein binding. The record is from RefSeq and is a predicted model, not a curated record. Gene Ontology annotation, cellular component: membrane. Gene Ontology annotation, biological process: calcium ion import across plasma membrane.
AUGAGCGACGCAGAGCUCAAUGCGCUCGACGAGGACGUGCUCGUACGCCGAGUGCUGGGCGACGACCAUGGCGACGACCUGACCACCUACAAGUCGCCCCAGACGAAGCAGACGCUACUGCAUCUUGCUGCCGGCCGCGGGUACGAGCGCCUCACGCGAGCUCUCUUGGCCAAGCACGUGGAGCUCAACGACCAGGACGAUGGCGGCAAGACAGCGCUCGUCGUCGCAGUUCUUUCGGCCAACAUGGCGAUCUUCCGCCUUCUGGUCGACGCCAACGCCGACGUCCACAUCACCACGGCCGAGGGGUAUUCUGCCUUUUACAUUGCGGCCCGAACGCAGCAAGCUGCUAUGGCGCAGGUGCUGCUGCCACAGCUCCACGACGACGGCGCCCGCGAGCUACUCGCAGCCCUUCAUGACGCAUCGCCCGACGACGCCGUGCGUUGCCUCUUGGACGCAGGCGUAUCGCCAGCGCUGAGCCAGCCCGACGCGUCGCAAGCGCCGAUAUUCCAUUCGGUGCUGGACCGCCCAGGCCUCUUGCGCGUCUUCGUCGAGCACGACCCUGCCAUUGUCCACCUCAAGGACCGGUACGGUCGUACGGCGCUGGCGUGUACCGCUUCGUCGGGCAACCUCGACGCGUGUCGCCUCCUGCUCCAGUUUGGCGCGAGUCUCGACGCCAAGGACCACCGCGGUCGCUCGGUCGUGCACCUUGCCGCGUGCCACGAGCAAGAAAGUGUGCUGCGGCUCUUUGCCGCCGAGACCCCCGCCCUCUUGGUCCAAAUCAAGGACGACGAGCACCGAACGCCGCUGCACGUGCUGGCCGAGCGCGGGAGUCUCCGCGGCUGCAAGCUCGCUGUCAAGUACCACGCCAAGCUCGAUGCGACGGACAUGGACGGCGCGACGCCCUUGCACGUUGCAGCGAGCCUGGGCCACGCCGACCUGUGCCGCUUCUUUGCAAAGACGCGCGCGGCAGCUCUCGACUGCAACGAUGCGCUCGUCUAUCGACACGCAUCAGCGCCGUGGCUGGCUGUCACGACACGUCGCCUCGCUGCGAUUUAUGGAGAGCUCUUUGACCUCGGGGUGCCAGCGACGCUGGCCACGUACGGCAGUCUCCGGCUGCGCGACUUUGAGAUGAACACGCUCCUGCACAUGGCGGCGCAGCACGUGAGCGACGUGCACGCCGACUACCUCUUGAACGCCCUGCAAGCGACCGGAAAGAUCCCGAUCCACGUGCUUAAUUGCUACGGCAAGACACCACUGGAGAUGGCGCAGCGCACCUGCAGUAUCAACGUCUUGCGCGCGAUUUGCUCCAAGGACAUGGCGUCAGUGCGAACGCUCGACAGCGCGACCGCACUCGACGAGGACGAGUGGACAAGCUGUGCUCCCGCCAAGCUGCGGCUGCUCGUGAGCGAGAUCAUGGAAGGCUACAGUUAUCUCGGGGAUCCCGCGACGCUUCUUGUCUGCAACGAAUCCGGUGACACAAUCUUGCAUGCGUUCCUUGAUGCGAUGCAAGCCAUGACGCCGCGACCGACGGACGCACACCAAGAAGAGAUGCUUUUGGGACCCAACUGGCUCGCCAGUCCCCACAGCGACGGUGUCACGCAGCUGCUCGACAAGCCGAAUUGGGCAGGGCUUGCACCCUUGCACAAGGCCGCGGCCAUCGGCGCCCUGGGCGCUUGCCGCGCGCUUGUACAUCGCGGUGCGGAUGCUGCGAAAGCAACAGGUACUGUCGACGACCGCCUCAAGCACCCGAGUACGCUCUGCACCGAUGGCUGGCAUGCCAUCAACUUUGCCGCGCCGCUGCCGUCCGACGCCGUGCUCGAGUAUUUUCUCGCAACGCCGCGCUCGCUCCCGACGACAAAAGCGGUUCUGGCGCAGCUCAAGAGCACGGUGACAGCGCAGCACCCGUCGCUUCUUCCGACGCUCCUCGAGCGCCUCGACGAGGCGAGCAAGACGACACCGACCGUUCUCGAAGCCAUCGCCCGCUGCGAUGCGUUUUACCAUCCCGAGGGCCUCGCGGCCGACGACGCGAGUGCGCUGCUCGUCUUUCAGACGGUAUUGGAAGCCGACCGCUGCGGUGCCGAGGCGCUUGAGCGCGUAGUGUGCGCGGAGUGCAUCGUGCGCUCGACCGGCGACACGCUCCUGCACAUUUUUGCCGGCGAUACGUCCCGCGACCGAACGCAGGAGCUCACGUACCUUCUCACGACCGCCAAGAUGAACGUCGACACGCCGAACAAACGCGGCCAAACCGCGCUGCAUGUUGCGUGCGACCGUCAACUGUCCGGCAUUUGUGCUUUUUUGCUCUCGCGCGGCGCCGACGUGCGGCGCAGCUGCCGCAGUGCGCCCCACUGGAUGGGCAGCUCGUCGCUCACUGAGCAAGGGUCCGACUCGCGGCUACUGCGGCCGACACUCGACGACGUCAGCGACGUUUCCAUGAUGACGGACGAGGCGUGGCAGACACCACUGCACAUUUGCCUCGGCCAAACGCUGCGUCGGCUGAGUCCGAGGCACAUCCAAGCCAACAAUGCCAUCGUCGAGCUACUCUUGCAGCACCCAGCGUCCCUUGCGGAGCCAUCGGCUACCGUGAGUGCAUCGUCCGCGUCCUGCGCUUGGAAUCGCGCAGCGUUUGACCGGAUCGCGACGGACUUUGGCUUUGCGCUCCCCGCGUACCUCGACCAUUUCGUGCAGACCAAGCACUGGCACGGCACGACAACGUACCGUUUCCAGUGUGUGCGCGACGUGUGCCGCCACCUCGAUCGCAUCAUGGCCACGACGGGCGAGACAAGUCGCGUGCUCUUGCACCCGACCGUCCGCAACGCCCUUCGCGCCAAGUGGCACCUCUUUGGUCGACGCAUGUACCGCAAGGAGCUCUGUUUGUCGGCGCUGCUCCUCGUCAGCUUUACGUUCUCCAACUACACGCUCGUGGCCGACGACGCGCCAUCAUCGACGCCGGCACGCAGCGUCGCCUCGUGGCUGCCGCUCACUACGGUGGACGACGUUGUUGUCUUGUGCUUCAAAGGACUCACGUGGCUGCUUGCGCUCUACCAUCUUGCGUACGUUGAGAUGUGGCAAGAAAUGCGGCUGCACGCAUCGGCGUACUGGACGUCGCUGUGGAACUACAUCAACAUUGCGUCGUACACGCUGCUGCUGCUGUCGAUCCCGAUGGAUGCACUGCAUAUGCCUGCGUCCGUGAAAGAGUCGUGUCUCAGCGUCGCGAGCAUCCUCCUCUUGUUUGGGCUGCUGCAAGGGCUUCUCGUGUUCUCCUACUUCUCCGUGCUGCUCUUUACUUUUUCGCGUAUGCUCAAAGUCGCGCUCAAGUUUUGCCUUCUGUACGCGAUCCUCCUCGUGGGCUUUGCAGCAGCGUUCUACCUCGUGUUUCACGGCGCGACCGGCCACACGAGCCUCCGUGAGACGCUCGUGACGGUCUUCUUCCUCAUGUUUGGCGAGCUCAACUUCCACGACGUCUACGGCGCGACGACCAACAGCGUCCGGUACACCGCCGGCCUUCUCGUGCUGAUCACGUACCUCCUUUGCGUCAACAUUGUCGGCCUCAACAUGCUUGUUGCGAUGAUGACGGCUGAAUACGACAGCAUCAAGAGCCAAGCCGAGGUGCUUGCGGUGAAGGAGCUAGCCAACACGCUGCACCGGUACGAGGCGUGGCUCGGGCCCGCGUCCAUCGAGCGACUCUAUGCGUCGGCGGCGCUGCGGUCGUUUGAUUCGUACAGCGAAGCCGCCAAGACCGUUGCUCGACCGCCAACUGUGGACGGCACGAGCGAGCUCCAGACCGAGCUGCAGCAACUCUCGGGGCGACUGCACGAUCUGAGCCAGGACGUGCGCGGUAGCGUCGCCAAGGUCCUUCGCCUCGAGGAAGUGUUGCACGAGCACGUGACGGCGCAACGUGAGGUGCUCGCGUCGAUCUUGCAGCGUCUCGAGCGCCCCAGUACACCAUGA